CUCUUUAGGAAUGGGUGGGAUUUAGGAAUUACUACAGCGACCAAUGAACUUACAACUCCUGUCAUUGGUUUAUUCUUUCUACAUAGCAAAGUUUCAGCUUUAUGUCGGCAGUGGACAAGGUCCUGCCUACUCACCACUCUGUAGCACGGCUGUUAAAAAAACGGAAGGCCACGAAAGAAAAAGAGGUUUGGAUUCAGGCGAGCGUACGGAGAGCGAGUGAGGUAGGGAGAGACAGCAAGCGGUAGAACAGUGACAGCCAAGGGGGCCGUUAAUUUCAUCCACAGAGUCUUGAGUGCGUGGAAGAGACGCAGCACUGCAACAUCCCUCCAAACCGCCGAACAACGGGAAAUACUAUUAGGAACUAGCGCUUUCAAAAAUGGAACAAUAUGACGAAGAUGGGGUAUACAUGCAACAAGAAGAUGACUGGGACCGAGAUCUACUUUUGGACCCUGCAUGGGAGAAACAACAGCGGAAGACAUUCACAGCAUGGUGCAAUUCUCACUUGAGGAAAGCGGGAACUCAGAUCGACAACAUCGAGGAGGACUUUAGAGACGGCCUUAAACUCAUGCUGCUGCUAGAGGUCAUCUCAGGGGAGCGCCUGGCUAAGCCAGAGAGAGGGAAGAUGAGAGUGCACAAGAUCUCCAACGUCAACAAAGCCCUCGACUUCAUCGCCAGCAAAGGAGUCAAACUGGUCUCCAUCGGAGCAGAGGAGAUUGUUGAUGGGAACGCCAAGAUGACGUUGGGGAUGAUCUGGACCAUCAUUCUCCGCUUCGCUAUUCAGGACAUCUCUGUGGAAGAGACCUCGGCUAAAGAAGGACUGCUGUUGUGGUGCCAGAGGAAAACGGCCCCCUACAAGAAUGUCAACAUCCAGAACUUUCACAUCAGCUGGAAAGAUGGGCUGGGUUUCUGCGCCCUCAUUCACAGGCAUCGUCCAGAACUCAUUGAUUACGGAAAGCUCCGCAAAGAUGACCCGAUGACCAAUCUGAACACAGCCUUUGAUGUAGCCGAAAAGUACCUGGACAUCCCCAAAAUGUUGGACGCAGAAGACAUCGUUGGCACGGCCCGUCCCGACGAGAAGGCCAUCAUGACCUAUGUCUCUAGCUUCUACCAUGCCUUCUCCGGCGCCCAGAAGGCUGAGACGGCGGCCAACCGCAUCUGCAAAGUGCUGGCUGUCAAUCAGGAGAACGAGCAGCUCAUGGAAGACUAUGAGAAGCUCGCUAGCGAUCUGCUGGAGUGGAUUCGGCGCACCAUCCCCUGGCUGGAGAACCGGGCUCCGGAGAACACCAUGGCGGCCAUGCAGCAGAAGCUGGAGGACUUCCGGGACUACCGGCGCCAGCACAAGCCGCCCAAGGUGCAGGAGAAGUGCCAGCUGGAGAUCAACUUCAACACGCUGCAGACCAAGCUGCGCCUCAGCAACCGGCCCGCCUUCAUGCCUUCCGAGGGCAAGAUGGUGUCGGACAUUGCCAAUGCGUGGGGAUCCCUGGAGGGUGCUGAGAAGGGCUACGAGGAGUGGCUACUCAAUGAGAUCCGCAGGCUGGAGAGGCUCGACCACCUCGCUGAGAAAUUCCGCCAGAAAGCCGCCAUCCACGAAGCCUGGACCGACGGUAAGGAGGAGAUGCUGAAUCAGCGUGACUACGAGACGGCCACACUGUCGGAGAUCAAGGCCUUGCUGAAGAAGCACGAGGCCUUCGAGAGCGACCUGGCAGCUCACCAGGACAGAGUCGAGCAGAUCGCAGCCAUCGCCCAGGAGCUCAAUGAGUUAGACUACUACGACUCCCCCAGUGUGAACGCUCGAUGCCAAAGGAUCUGUGACCAGUGGGACGCUCUGGGAGCCCUGACUGGGAAACGUAGUGAGGCCCUACAGCGGACUGAGAAACUUCUGGAGACCAUUGACCAGCUGUACCUGGAGUUUGCCAAGCGUGCGGCACCCUUCAACAACUGGAUGGAGGGAGCCAUGGAGGACCUGCAAGACACCUUCAUCGUACACACCAUCGAGGAGAUACAGGGCUUGAGCUCGGCCCAUGAGCAGUUCAAGGCCACUCUGCCGGAUGCGGACAAGGAGCGGCAGGCCAUCCUGGGCAUCCACAACGAGAUUGCUAAGAUCGUGCAGACCUACCACGUCAACAUGGCCGGCACCAACCCCUACACCACCAUCAACCCCCAGGAGAUCAACACCAAGUGGGACAAGGUCCGGCAGCUGGUUCCCCAGAGGGACCAGGCGCUGAUAGAGGAGCAUGCCCGUCAGCAGAAUAACGAGCGACUCAGGAGACAGUUUGCCACCCAGGCCAACGUCAUCGGGCCCUGGAUACAGACCAAGAUGGAGGAGAUUGGUCGUAUCUCCAUUGAGAUGCAUGGCACUCUGGAGGACCAGUUGAACCACCUGCGUCAGUACGAGAAGAGCAUCGUCAACUACAAGCCAAAGAUAGACCAGCUGGAGGUGGACCACCAGGAGAUACAGGCCGCACUCAUCUUCGACAACAAACACACCAACUACACCAUGGAGCACAUCCGCGUGGGCUGGGAGCAGCUUCUAACUACCAUCGCCCGCACCAUCAACGAGAUCGAGAACCAGAUCCUGACCAGGGACGCCAAGGGCAUCAGCCAGGAGCAACUCAACGAGUUCAGGGCCUCCUUCAACCACUUCGACAGGGAUCACUCGGGCACUCUCGGGGCCGAAGAGUUCAAAGCCUGCCUCAUCAGCUUGGGGUUCGAUAUCGCCAACGACGCACAGGGAGAGGCUGAGUUUGCCCGCAUCAUGAGUAUUGUGGACCCCAACCGGUUGGGAGUCGUCACCUUCCAGGCCUUCAUUGACUUCAUGUCCCGCGAGACUGCUGACACAGACACUGCAGACCAGGUCAUCGCCUCCUUCAAAGUACUGGCUGGGGACAAGAACUACAUCCUGGCGGAUGAGCUUCGUCGUGAGCUGCCUCCUGACCAGGCGGAAUACUGCAUCGCGCGCAUGGCGCCCUACACUGGCCCCGAUGGCGUGCCCGGCGCCCUGGACUACAUGUCCUUCUCGACCGCCCUGUACGGAGAGAGUGACCUUUGAACCACGCCGAAGAGGGAGGGGAAAGCCGGCUAGUGGCCUCACUCCUCCUGCCUUUUUGCCUGCUCCGCCCCAUUCCUCCCUGACCUGCCCUGCCCUGCCCAUUUGCAAUGCGCUUUUGUUUUUUGUUUUGUUUUUGUACGUUCUUUUUUCUUACCUCACCCCUUUCUUACCUGUACCCUUCCUCCCCACAGUUUCCUUCCCUCCUUCCUCUCCUCCUACUCCUCCUCCUUUCCGUAUUUCUUUUUGUCUUAAGAUCCCUCCCCGCGCCCCACGUUCGUUCCUUUCCUCUCUGGGGAGUAUUCCAAGAACCUGGCUCAGUAGUAAACCAGGUUAAGUUAACCUUGAGUUGGUGGUAAAUCAUCUAAUAGAAGAGCCUGGUGUCCUCAUUUUCUUUACUAAAUGACACCUGUGGGCUAUCUAUUAGCAGGUUUACAGCGUCCUGUAGGUUAACUUUGCCAGGUUUAUCACUAAACUAUGCUCUUUGAAUUACCCACCUGGUCUGUCUCUGUUGUAUUUGCUUUUCCUCAUGCAAUGCAGCAACUCCCCAUUGUUUACCGUGUGGGAGAACAGGAAAAAAAUGUUUUUGUUUUUUUUUCUUCCUGUUUUUAUUAUUUUCUUGUUUUUGUUUUAUUUCUUCAUAAAAAAUGAAUAAAGUUAACAUAUUUUAUUAUACAGAACAAAAAAGGUAUUUUUCUUCACCUGAUUAAAAAAAAAGAAAUAAAAAGAAACAAAAAGUGAAAAUA
This is a messenger RNA of Engraulis encrasicolus (European anchovy), 3792 nucleotides long. It is a transcript of the gene actn1, whose product is annotated as actinin, alpha 1. The record is from RefSeq and is a predicted model, not a curated record. Gene Ontology annotation, cellular component: cell projection; cortical actin cytoskeleton; plasma membrane. Gene Ontology annotation, biological process: muscle cell development; actin cytoskeleton organization. Gene Ontology annotation, molecular function: actin filament binding; calcium ion binding. Lineage: Eukaryota; Metazoa; Chordata; Actinopteri; Clupeiformes; Engraulidae. Bases 377 to 3049 code for a protein of 890 amino acids. The transcript is spliced from 21 exons.